GGACCAUCUCGACAUUUGGAGAAGCUAGUUUUGUUUACCUGAGACAGCUGUGAAAGAAAGGGAGAGCAGAUUUCCUCUCUCUCCUCUCCCUCUCUCCCUCCAUGUCCAGGUACCGGAUCUUCUCCCCGAGCAGGGCCACAGGGUUUCUAUGAAUGUCGCAAGGGCUGGGGAGCUGCCGGCUGCCCUUCUCCAGCUGUCUGGGCCCUGCCGCGGCUGACGACGGGGAGGACAUCGCAGCCUACGUCAAUAUGGCCCGCCAACCUGUCAUCGUCAAUGUAUACGAUAUGUACUGGAUUAAUGAAUAUACAUCUUCCAUUGGUCUAGGCGUGUUUCACUCAGGUGUGGAGAUAUAUGGCACAGAAUUUGCAUAUGGCGGCCAUCCGUUCCCUUUCUCUGGAGUGUUUGAGAUAACCCCAAGAGAUGCAGAAGACCUCGGGGAGCAGUUUAAAUUUAAGCAGAGCAUUCAUCUAGGCUACACGGACUUCACGGAGGACGAUGCAAAGAGGAUAGUGGCAGAGUUGGGCAAGGAGUUCCGAGGUGAUAGGUACCACCUCAUGACUAAAAACUGCAACCAUUUCUCCUCAGCGCUGACCCAGAUCCUGGUGGGAAAGGAGAUACCAACUUGGGUUAACAGGUUAGCAUACGUCUCCUCUUGCGUGCCCUUCCUACAAAGAUGCCUUCCUCGAGAGUGGCUGACACCUGUAGCGCUGCAGCAAAGCAUAGACCACGGCUCCCCUGCCAAUGACACCCCUACAGACACCCCCAUAGACUCCUCCCCCGUCUCCUCCCCCGACAGUGCAAACGGGGGCAAGAUUAGCUACCAUCGACACACCCAUAGACAUAGAAAAGGAAGCCCGCAAAGAUUGGUGAGGGGCGGGGCGGGGCAGUCGAAUUCCGGGGGUGCUGGAGGUGCUGCGGUGAGGAAAGGAGGUGGGGGCGCCAGUUCGUCACCCCACAUGUCUCAUUCUAGAAAUUCGCUUUAGUUAUGUGUGUUUUUUUGGGUGUUUUUUGGGUGUUUUUGGUGUGUUUGUUUGUGUGUGUGUGUGUGUGUGUUCGUUUCUCAAUUUUUUCAUUUAAUUCUGUUUUUUUCUUUCUCUUUUUCUUUCAGUUUUUGAGUGAGUGCGUUUGUGAGAAAGUGUGUUUUGUUGCUUUUGUUGUGUUUUGAGUGUUUUUUUUUUUUUAGUGCGUGUUGGUAUUAUUAUUAUUAUUAUUUUUUUUUUUUUUUUUUUUGAGUGUGUGGGAAAAUUGAGUGUGUUUUGCUAUUAUAUCCAGUUAUUUUCAUUUUUGAGUGCGUUUUUUGCGUUUUUUUUUUCUUUGAGUGCGUUCUUCAAUCGAGUCGAGUGUGUGUGUGUGUUUGGAAGUUAAAAUUUUGAGUGCGUUCCCAAGUCGUGUUUAUUUGAGUGCGUUUGUUCAAUUGUGUGUAUGUGUAUGUGUGUGUGUCUAAAAUUUUUUGAGUGCGUUUUCCCACAAAUUCCUUUACUCGAGUGAAUGUUUGAGUGUGUUUGAGUGCGUUCCUUGUUUUUUGAGUGCGGAAGUUGCUAAGCUUAAUUUUUGAGUGCGUUCGAGAAAAAAUGCUUGCGAAUUAGUGAAAGUUUGUUGUUGUUUUUUUAUUUUUUUAUUUUUUUUUUUGCGUGCGUGUGCGUGCGUGCGUGCGAAUAACACAGUGCCAUAAACGCAGUGCUAUAAAUAUGAAACAAAAACUUAACAAAAAAAAAUAAUAAAAACAGUAGUAGUUAUAUAAAUAGUACAAAUACUACUACUACUACUACUACUACUACUACUACUACUACUGUUGCUGCUGCUGCUACUAACUACAAGAGAGAGUGAGUGAGGUAGUCUUCCUUUUCACAAAUUAAGUUCAUGAGCGAAAGUUUUUUUGGGGAAAUUUUUGAUAAAGUGGCGAGCGAUGCUAAAAAUAAAAAAGUUUAAAUAGUGAAUGAAUUAAUGUGAAAAAUGUGACGAAUUGGAGAAAAAAUGUGUUUGAAAUUAAUUAAGAAAUAUGAGGAAGAUGAAUUGGAUUUGUAGACAUAGAGAAAUAUGAACGAAUGAUUUGGAAAGAAAUAUGUUUGAAAUUAAUUAAGAAGUGGAAAUUGAGAAAUAUAGAGAAAUAUGAACAAUUAAGUUGAAAUUAAUAGAAAAUGGAAAUUGGAAAAUGAAAAAAAAGGUGAAUAUGAAGAAAUAGAUGAAAAAAAAAAAUUAAGACUUAUUAGAAAAAUGUUGAUUAUAGGUUUUGAAAAUUAAUGAAACUAGAAAUUAAAAAAACUCACUAUUUGAACAGAAAACGAGAAAAAAGGUAAAUAAAUGAAGGUAAACUUGAAAAACGGAAGAAAAUUCAAUAAACUUAAAUAUGAAUAGAAAAUAAAUGUUUUGAUAAUUGUGGAAGAAGAAAAAAUGACCCUUAUUUGAAAUUGAACCAAAAUAAAGUUAUAAAUAGAUUAAAAAAUAUAUUAAGACUUAUUAAAAAAAAAAAAAGGUCAAUUAUAUGUUUUGAAAAUGAUUGAAAUAAAAAAAAAAAAAACUGAGAAUUUGAACAGAAAACGGGAAAAGGUAAAUAACUAUUGAGAAAAAUGCAAGAAAUUUUUGAAUAAACUGAAAUGUAGAGAGAAAAAUGAGGUUAAUAAUUCUGAUUGACGUAAUUUAGAAGGAAAAUUUUCGCUCAAACAUUUAAAGCAAAAUAAAAGAAAAAAUUGAAACUGAAAAGGAAAAAAAAAAAAUGUUGAAAAUAAGAAUGAAAGGACAACA
Molecule: messenger RNA, 2742 nt
Organism: Portunus trituberculatus (swimming crab)
Lineage: Eukaryota; Metazoa; Arthropoda; Malacostraca; Decapoda; Portunidae
Product: deubiquitinase DESI2-like
Exons: 6
Coding region: 153-983 (276 amino acids)
Biological process (GO): protein deubiquitination
Molecular function (GO): deubiquitinase activity
Source: RefSeq, a predicted model, not a curated record